Messenger RNA from Didymosphaeria variabile, 4635 nucleotides. It is a transcript of the gene SSN2, whose product is annotated as mediator of RNA polymerase II transcription subunit 13. Gene Ontology annotation, molecular function: transcription coregulator activity. Bases 1 to 4635 code for a protein of 1544 amino acids. The record is from RefSeq and is a predicted model, not a curated record. NCBI's taxonomy places the organism in Eukaryota, Fungi, Ascomycota, Dothideomycetes, Pleosporales, Didymosphaeriaceae. Gene Ontology annotation, cellular component: mediator complex. Gene Ontology annotation, biological process: regulation of transcription by RNA polymerase II. The transcript has 3 exons.
AUGGAAUUUCUCAAAACCUGCAACACCAAUGCGCAAGCUAUCGGAGAUUUCGAAGCCGUCGCAUUCCAAGCCUUCUCAGUCGCGCGCAAUCCCACUCGCUCAUCGUCGAACACCUUCGACUGGAAUAACUCCGACGAUAUACGCGUCGUUGAGGCUGAACUGCGCAAAGGAAACCAUAUUGUACUCCACGAUGUAUCGCGGUCCUGGUUGUGGCUGUUUCGGGCUGCCACGGCGGACCAGGUGGGCCACCCGCCGUUAGAUCCGCCAACACUGGACGACUUUUGCUUGAACAGAGAGCAACAUGGCGUCAUGAAAGCCCAGGAAUUAGAACAACGGUCCGCUCGAAACCCCCGGAAUGCGCCGCCGUCUGCCUCUUCCAACUCCCCAGUAACACCACGACCGCAAAAGGCAAUACAAUCCGGUGUUUCUCAGCAGUCGCAGGGUGGCACCCAGUCGGGCACUUCAGAGCAACAGCAGCACGAUGUUGUCGCCAUCUAUGGACUGUUCACAUCGGCUGUGGUUGCUUUGAUAUCCUUCCGUUUAGUGAAAGACUACAACGCAGUUGCUUUGAACUACCGCACUUUUGCUUCGCCGUUUACCGCCCAGCUGGAGUCCGACUCCCGCCAUUUUCAUACAAAAGCACCCCUCCGUAUCACUAACGUCGAUGUGUCUUGGGCUACUGCUGGCGCACUUGUAGUGUCGACUUUUUCGCUGAUCAAGUCUGACAUGCACAGUCUAGCCGAAACUUUGCCAGAUGAUGAGCAGAAAUACUUGAUCGGCAAAUGCGUACGCGUUGCCCCGAAUGGCAUUCUGGCUAAACUCAUGAGCUUUACGGACCCUGUAGAUACAACCACCGACGAUCCUGGCCAAAAAUCGCAACGCAAACGACCUAGAGUCAGCCCGUUAGAAAAGGGGAUUGAGAAGUGGAAGGCCAGUGUAAAGCGCUGGCUGUCAUGGAAAGGUUAUUCCAUCCCUCAUCUUGGGACCAAGGAAUCGUGGGUUAGAAUCCAAUUCGCCCACACGGGUCAGACUGCGGCGUCAAGCCCAGCAUUCUCCAGGCCUACGAGAGAGAUCCUGUGGCCGCGAGCCUUAUGUUUCUACUUUGUCGAUCCACCGAAUAAGCCGGACUUGUUCAAUGCUCACGAAGAGUCACUGCUGCAGGAGGUUGAUGCACUGGCCUGGUUCGAAACUCCCCAUUCCAAAGGUUAUCAAGAUCCGAUUGAUGUCGCGCAGCAAUGGUUUUUAGGCAAGAUGGAGCGCGACAAGGUUGCUGAAGCUCAACGCAAAGCCAAGAAAGCCGAAGAAGAUGCUGCGCGGGCCAAAGAGGAGAAUCACGGCAUAUUCCCUUCGUCACCACUGAACGCUCGGGCUGGGACGUACGGCGAUCUUCAGAGCGUCAGCGGUGUGUACCCAACUCCACCUGAUGGGGUUCCGCCGGGGACUGUGUUAUCUUGUGGCGACACUCCAAGUGUUUCUGGUUUAGCUACUAAUGUCAUCCUAGCACCCGGCGGCAACAACCCGGCAAUCAAUCUCUCCGUUCCGCAAGACAUCACCUCCGGCGAUGCACACCAACAGUCUUCUACAUCGCCGAACUUCGACUUACAAUAUGAGGACUACAAUGCUGACGGCAACAACGACGAUCUCUUCGAAGACAUGGACGAGGGCAACUUCGAUGAAGGAAAUGGAAUUACGGAUGCCGACUUUAACUUUUUUGACGACGCAGAUGAUGAGGAUGUAAUUAUGCCCGAUGCUCCUCCUCCUGCGGAUACAGGAGUGGUGUUGAAAGAGGAAGUUAGGGACUCAGGCCUAUUCACUGUUCCUGAGGCCGCAGUAAAAGAAGAGCCACCAGAUCCUAUGGCUGCAUUGGACUUUGCCUUAGCUUCAGCAUCUGCGGCCACUGAGAAAGAAAAACAAGACCAGGAGGCAGCGCAUGCCCCUUUGAAGAUGGAAGCAACAGCAACGGCUUCGGCAAUCCAGGGAUCGACUCGUCUCUCGGACUUAGGGACCCAAGCAAUCGACCACGCAAUGAGAACAACCACGCCUCCAUUAAGCCCACGCUUUAUUGAGACUGCCCUGUUACCUUCUCCGAAAGACGAAAGACCUCAAAACCAAUCCUCAUAUCAGCACCGAGAUAGCGUCUUCGAUGCACUCAAUUUUAGCCACAAGAUGAGCCUUUCGGACGCCAAGUACAAGGCCGGACGCUUUAUGUCUGUCAGCGAAAGACCCAAGAGACCGGAUGCGGUGGACGACGUGCACCGAAAGCAGAGUUUGCGCGAUCUUCCUCUGAUGACCAAACUUCGAUAUGCUAUUGGCGUGGCUUCAGCAAAAGGCAAUUUGAUUGCCUCUCCACGGGACAUGUCUGAUAGUGAUGAUUCAGAUGCAUCCAGCGAAACUUCGUCAGAGAGCGAGGAAGAAGUGAACGACGUUGCACCCAUGCCGUUCGUUGGGAGUCUGAUCAUACCAGUCAAGCGGAAGCUGCCCACGGAGAGUGUUGCAACUCCCGUGUCUGCUACAUCAUUUGCCGAUUCGUUCGGUGGUGACCUCGGCGAGCUGAUUGGAUUGCAGACUGACGAGUCAGCUUUGGUCGUUCUUGAGCCCACGAUAUUCGACUGGUCUUUGAUACAUCUUCCCCCUCCAAUGGAACUGACUUUGAGUGGUGCACGCUGGAAUCUCCCCGCUUUUCCAUACUCAUAUUCAUCCGUGCCAAGUACGCCAACUUCGCAGCCGGACUUGUCUAUGAACAUGAUUGAAGAAAAGCCUCUGAGCGGGAAAGACAAUAUUGCAAUAGCUCAGAUAGUCACCGAUCAAAUCGCAUCUGCAACCUUGGACAUCCUCCAGCAAGCCCACGAUCCUGGGACCUCAGACGAUCUGCCAUCUGAAACUCAGUGGCAAAGCGCGAUCAAGACAAUCUUCCCGCAAGCCACGGCGUGCAAUGUGGCGAGCCUUGCAGCGGUUCAGGAUGUGUUCCCAGACAUUUCGACGCAAAUGAAGGCCCAACAGAGACCUCCGCCUCGCAGACCCAACGAUACUAGCGCUACGGCACUGGGUCAUCAUACAUUCUCGCUUAAUGCCCCUUACGUGCGAGUAAAACGUGCGGAUACUCUAUGGGACCUUUUGCCUCCUGCGAUUCCAUUCUGGGAAACGUUGGGUUUGGGGCCUUGCAGUCCAUUGAAGAAUGUCGUGGCACUCGGCAUUUACCCCUACAGUGAGGCUCUGAAGCCCUGUGUCGAGAGCUUUCUGGUCAACAUGCAAUUGGCGUACGACAGUUGCAAGCUGGGGAACCACACUCGAGCAGACGCGCUGACAGAAUAUCCCGGCGGGCUCGUGCCGUGCAAAAUCGGGGGUGCAGCAUCACUACGCACCGUUUUCAAGGCUCUGCGAGACACAUGUAUCCAGCUAAGCAAAGUACUGGCUGCCAGUCAUGCACAGAUGCGGGACAAGGACGAUUCAAAGAUUGAUGCCUUCGUCAUAUAUAUGAUCGAUCCAUUCGAGCAGGCGUCCGCCAUCUGGGAGCUGUGCUCGGCCUUUUGGAGUCUCUUCCAGUCGUACCAACAACCGGCUGGCCGGCCCGACCAGAUACAAAAGCCUGACCUUGUACUCCAAAUCAUUCCGAUCAGAUACAUCGCUUCGUUCGAAGCACCGGUCAUCUUAGAUUCGAAUAUCUAUACUGGCCUUGCUCGAGAAGUGUACGAUCGGUGUCCGCCUAGUGCAGCAAGCGAUGACAGGCUACCGCUUAGCAUCUAUUCGGCACCGUCAUUCCAGCUCGAGGAAACAAUUCCGCGCAACAUUCAAUUCAAGCUUAUGGCAGAUACCCCGCAGGAUCUGAUGCGGGAGAACUCGUACAUGCACAUCGGGUACGCCAUUAGUCUUGACGGGACGUGGGUAACUGCGGCAUGGAGCGAUACUUGCGGGAAGUCACAAGCGGUUGUUUCGUACAAUCUUGGCACGCGUCCAUUCGCCGACAUUGCUAGGGAGAUUUGGCAGACCACGAUCGAGAUCAUUCAAGUGCGGCGAGUUACGUGGCGCGUCUGCAUAGCCAAAGCAGGCGUUAUGGAGCGGGAAGAGCUCGAAGCUUGGGUAUUCCUCGUCCAAUGCCCUACUGUACUCAAUCUUUUCACUACCUUGAUGACAAUAGACAUGGAGCCACAUCUCAAAUUCACCCCAACGAUGCCUCCGCAAAGUACAUCCGCCAGCUCCCCAGGCUCCACGCCUCAAGCUGUCGUCUCUCCAGAACAAGGUCUGACACCCGCAGCAACGCCCGCAGCGGAAAUUUCUACGGACCCCAAUACUGAAUCAGACGCCCGCCUCGUCGACAUGACCGACGAAACCUGGGGCAUCAUCCUCGCGCACCGCCUCCACAACUCAAAUUCCACUAAUGAGUACCGCCCCGCCCUUAUCUCAGGCCUCCUCGUCAAACGUGGCCUCUCCCCUCCCAUGCCGCUCCUCCCUCCUCCCCGACGCCCAAACUGGGCCUAUUAUAACCGGCGUCAACAUCCUCUGGAUGGGCGCCGUAAAUCCAACCCGCGCAGCCACCUCACCCUUCCCCACUGGCUCAGGCGAUGGCAUAUCCUGGCGCUGCGGGCAACGUACCGCCAGCAAGCACGAGCCCGCAGGAACCGAGGAGUAAUAGUUUGA